AUGGCGUCUAACGAUUUUUCCCAAACGUCUGCCCAGGGCUACGGGUCCUAUGGUGGUGGGGGCAACCAGGGCUAUGGACAGUCUUCUGGCCAGAGCUAUAGCCAGCAUGGAUGUGGGGGCUAUAUCCAGAACGCUGAUAGUGGCUCUGCCUCCUAUGACCAAGGUGGCUAUGGCAGCUAUGGCCAUCCUCAAUCAGGAGAAUACAGUUCUCCUCCUCUCAACCAGAGUGGAGGUGGCUAUACCCAGUCUAACCCGUCCUAUACUUCUGGAGGCUAUAACAGCAGUAGCCAGCCCUCUCCAAAUAGCUACAGCCAGCAGUCACCCUACUCCAGUUAUGGCCAGCAACAGCCUUCUUCCUCUCCCACUGCAGGCAGCUAUGGUGGUAACUCCCAGGCCUCUGGCUAUGGCCAGCAGCACAGUGGGAGUGGGUAUGGUGGCCAAAGUGGAGGUGCUUAUAACACCAGCGGGGGUCAGAGCGGUGGCUAUGGGGGCAGUGGAGGCCAACAGCAGCCAUCACAGCAUGGGGGAGCUCCCUUUAACCAGGGUCCAAGUUACAACAACCCCCCUCCGCAGAGUUAUAGUCAGCAGAGCCAGUAUGGCCAGAGUGGAGGAUAUGGACAGGACAGUCCACCAAUGAGUGGAGGAAGUGGUGGAUACGGGGGCCAAGAAGGGGGCUAUGGAGGCCAGGAUGGUCGUGGUGGCAGGGGUCGUGGAGGCAGUUAUGGAGGUCGCGGUGCUGGAGGUUUUGACCGUGGCUUUGAGCGAGGUGGCAGAGGAGGGCCAAGGGGCAGAGGUGGCAUGGGAAUGGGCGACCGUGGAGGAUUCAAUAAGUUUGGUGGACCAAGAGACCAGGGACAUGGGCAUGGAGGACCCAGCUCAGUGCAAGACCAGGAUAACUCUGACAAUAACACCAUCUUUGUGCAAGGCUUGGGAGAUGACUACACUGUUGACUCAGUUGCUGAUUUUUUUAAGCAGAUUGGCAUCAUUAAGGUUAAUAAGAAGACAGGUCUGCCCAUGAUCAACCUAUACACAGACAGAGAGACGGGGAAACUGAAGGGGGAGGCUACAGUGUCUUUUGAUGACCCUCCCUCAGCUAAGGCAGCCAUUGACUGGUUUGAUGGGAAGGACUUCAAUGGAAAUCCCAUUAAGGUGUCCUUUGCCACCCGCAGGGCUGAUUUUGGAGGCCGGGGUGGCAUGAGGGGUGGUCGAGGACGAGGAGGACCGAUGGGUCGUGGUGGGUUUGGCGGGGGUCGAGGAGGAGGAGGAGGAGGAGGAGGUUUUCCAGGAGGUAACGGGGGAGGAGGUGGACAGCAGAGAGCUGGAGAUUGGAAAUGUUCAAACCCGGAAUGUGGCAACUUGAACUUUUCUUGGCGCAAUGAGUGUAACCAGUGCAAGGCUGCUAAACCGGAGGGUGAAGGUGGAAUGCCCCCUAUGGAAAGAGGAGGUUACGGAGGAGAGCGUAGCCGUGGGGGAUUUGAUCGAGGGGGUUUCAGGGGACGAGGUGGAGACAGAGGAGGCUUCAGGGGAGGCCGAGGAGGUGACAGGGGAGGAUAUGGGCCUGGAAAGAUGGAUGCUAGAGGCGACCACAGACAGGAGCGGCGAGACAGGCCCUACUAAAGUAUCUCUAAAAUGGGACCAGGCUCUGUUCUUCCCCACACCAGGGCCACUCAGUGUAUCCCUAUCCACUGUGGGCCCUGCAACCCAGCCCAAGCCACACCUUUUCUACACACUGUUAGAAGAUGUUACUUUGAUACUUUUGGUUGACAGAGUAGAACAAUGUGAGUAUCUUGUCCACUCCCUCUCGCUGUCUUUACUUGAGUAUUUACAAGUCAUAGUUCAACCACAUGUGUUAACACAGCCUCUCACUUCCCUAUUGUCCCCAAGUCUUAUUUUACCUACUAUUAAGAAUAUUACUACUACUAUAUUAAUCAAAGAAUAUUGAAUCAG
Molecule: messenger RNA, 1947 nt
Organism: Lampris incognitus (smalleye Pacific opah)
Lineage: Eukaryota; Metazoa; Chordata; Actinopteri; Lampriformes; Lampridae
Gene: fus
Product: FUS RNA binding protein
Exons: 15
Coding region: 1-1617 (538 amino acids)
Biological process (GO): regulation of DNA-templated transcription
Cellular component (GO): nucleus
Molecular function (GO): transcription coregulator activity; RNA binding
Source: RefSeq, a predicted model, not a curated record